AUGGCGGGAGCCAUGCAGGUGGUGGAUGCAUGGGCGGGGAUGGUGAAGGCCAUCACCAACCCAAGUCUCGGGAGCAACGAGGAGAGUCUGAAGAGCAGCCUGAAGGUGAUCAGUGGCAGCGAACUAUCGGAGCACGCAGUGGCAUGGUUUCUUAACUUCUCGAAUGCUGCUGUUUCAAGAGACAUCUCGCCCAACUUCUGGAGAUUUUUGGAAGCGUACUCGGAUGUCCCGGAAGACGACAAGAGUGCAUGGACCAAGGAGAACAUCUCGAAAGCGCUGGAUCUUGCGAGCUCAAGUCUGGAGCGACAAUUGGAGGUUGCCAAGUUGGUAGCAGCAAGCCUUGGUUCAGAGUAUCAGGUUGAGAGGAGAUGCAAAGCAAACUUCUCUGCUGUCUUGUUUGCCAACGUCCCAGAGCACUUCUAUGAGAUUCUCUACUCUUUCUUUCAGAGCCAUUUUGCUUCUUUCGAAGUUGAGGAGGCUGAAUGCAACUACCUCCUGCUGGAAGUGAAACAGUUGCGGCCGAUGAGAGGAAGAAUGAUAGAUUUCACAAACUUUGUCGUCAACUCCGACAGGGCCACCAUGGCGGAGAAGAAGGCGCUCAUGUCGGCAAACAGAGUUCUGUCCAUGUGUGAGAAGAAGUGGGAAAGUCAAGUGCUAGAGGAGGUCACGAUAUGGGCGAAGCAGAAAGUUUUCCCGUUUCUUCGUCACCUGCUGUUGGACCUGAACGAGGAGCCAUGGUAUGACAUCGAAUACCCCGACGACAACCUGGAAAACGCGCACAUCAACAUAACUCACAAUGCCAAUCGCUACGUUGUUCUGCAGCGCCGACUAGAGCUGUUCUUGUACGAGACUUUUAGCAACCUGCGGAUAUCAGAGAUGUUUGACAUCAUUGUCGAAUAUCCUGACUCCCUUGCAGCCAUUGCGGACCUCAGAUAUGCCCUGGGCAAGACUCAUCAGUACAUGACAACCUGGAGCCUGCGAGUUCUCAAGUUUGGCAGGUUCUCGGAACUUGUGACGUCGUUGAAGAUGGUCUUUGAGAAGAGACUCCUGCAUGCGGGCGCGAACACGUCAGACAUUAUCACACAGUACAUCUCUUCGAUGAAGGCUCUGCACGACUUGGAUCCUUCAGGGACGACGCUUGCCGUUGUGAGCAAGCCCAUCCAACAAUAUCUGCGAGGACGCAAUGACACGGUGCGCUGUAUCGUGACGGGAUUGACGGACGACAGCACGAGCGAGCUGUUCCAGGAGCUCAGGAAAGGGGGAGACGAGGAGGACGGGAACUACGACGAGAGCGGGAAGGAGGAGGUGGAGAUUUGGAAGCCUGAGGUCGUUCACUUUGGUGCUGCCCAAGUCUCCUACGGGAAGGGCUCGCUCGACAUCAUCGGCAUGCUGAUCGACAUCUAUGGAAGGCAAGAGAUGCUGAUGACGUUCAGGGAGGAGAGCUGA
Molecule: messenger RNA, 1446 nt
Organism: Guillardia theta CCMP2712
Lineage: Eukaryota; Cryptophyceae; Pyrenomonadales; Geminigeraceae
Exons: 12
Coding region: 1-1446 (481 amino acids)
Cellular component (GO): anaphase-promoting complex
Source: RefSeq, a predicted model, not a curated record